Messenger RNA from Caenorhabditis angaria, 2528 nucleotides. Lineage: Eukaryota; Metazoa; Nematoda; Chromadorea; Rhabditida; Rhabditidae. The record is from the annotation of a GenBank genome assembly.
AUGACUACGAAGGCGACAAAAGGAACUGGAGCAAAUGCUGGAUUUCAAGCAUUGGUUGAAGCUGAAACUGUUGAUGAAUUUGUGCAUUCGCAAACGACGAGAAAUAGCGAUAAAUAUAAGAAGGAUUUGAAAGAGUUGAAUGAGGAUGAAAAGAAGAUUGAGAGAUUUAUUGCGAAUGGAGAUGUGAGUUUGCGGGGGAGGAAGGGAAAGGUGUUUUUCUAGAUCUCAAAAUUUGAACUAGAAAAUCUACUGUUUCAAAAAUUUGGUAAAUUUAGAGCUCAAAUUGUUCUAUUUUUUAUCUAGCUCUAAAAAUUCAACAAAAAAAACCCACUGUUUCAAAAUUUUCACGAAAAAAAAUCUGUUUGUUGAGAAAAUGUUUGUAAAAAAUGUCAGUAACUAACUUUUUUAGAAAGAAUUUACUAAACCUGCAAAAAAUAUGUUUCAAAAAUUUGGUAAAUUCAAAAAAUUUUAGUUUUUUUCUGCUUUUUUGUAAACACAUAGCUCAAAUUUUGAAAAAAAAAAUUAAUUUUACUUUUUUUAAUUCAAAAAAAUCCACUGUUUCCAAAUUUUCACGAAACUAAUUGUUUGUUUUAAAAAAUGUUUAUUUUUUGAAAAAUUUCAGUAACCAAAUUUUUCAGAAAGAAUUUACUAAACCUGCAAAAAAUAUGUUUCAAAAAUUUGGUAAAUUCAAAAAAUUUUAGUUUUUUCUGCUUUUUUGCAAACAUACUGCUCAAAUUUUGAAAAUCAAAAUUAAUUUUACUUUUUUCUGAAAAUUCAAAACUCUGAUGUUUCAAAAUUUUUACGAAACUAAUUGUUUGUUUUAAAAAAUGUUUAUUUUUUGAAAAAUUUCAGUAACUAAAAUUUUCAGAAAGUAUUUACCAAACCUGCAAAAAAUAUGUUUCAAAAAUUUCAUUUGUAGAAUAUCAUCCUCUUAAAAAAUGAUCCAUGUGCCACUCAAAUUUUAAAUCUGAUUCAAAAAUUGAAUGAAAAAAAUGAGGGUUUUAAAGAAUAAAAUAGAACCUCAAAAUUCUUAUUUUCAGAAAAAUCGCUAUUUGAACAUCGCACGUUAUGAUGAAUAUCUCGAUAUGAAUGACGCUGACUAUUAUGUGCACGCAAACACUUUCAAAACUCCCUAUGGUCGUUUUAUAAUCUCACAAGCCCCUCUUCCAAAUACCCGUGACGAUCAAAUUCAUCUCAUUUGGCUAUACAAUGUUCGAACAAUUGUAGUUUUAACCGAACCCGAAGAAGCUGGCGGUUAUUUUAGUUUGGAAGAAAAUGGUUCGUAUACGGUGUUCUUGCAAUAUAAAAUGACGACUGUCUCAAUUCACGACGAAAAACAAGGAAUAACUGUGUAUCAAUGUGAAUUGAACAACAUCAAGACUAGCGAACAACGUUUCAUCUAUGUGAUUUGUUGUCCAACUGAUGUACACGGCCUGAGAAACACUCGAAUGCAGGCGGUUGCUUUGGAAUAUAUGUGGGCACAUCAGGAGACGUUGGAAAUGGAGGAUGUUCGAAUGACGAGUGUUUUGGUGCAUGGUGAGAGUGGGACGAGAAGAUGUGCGUCGUUUAUUGCGAGUGCUGUGAUGUGUCGACAAAUUUUGGAGACUGGCAAAUUUACGGCCAUGGAGACUUGGGUUGAAUUGAGAAAGAGACGAUGUUGCACGUGUAGAAUGCAUGAUUUUUACUCGUCGUUGAGCACGGUGUUUUGCUUUUGUGCACAGUGUGCAAUUGUGUCGAUGAAUGAUCCAAAGUUUUUGAAGACUAUGGAUGUGAGUUGGGUUUGCGGGGAUGGGCUCUAGGCUCAAGCUUUUUGGGCCAGAAUUUUUUUGGGCGUGGGCUUUGGCCCUUAAGCUUUGCGAGGAAGAUUCUAGGCUUUGGUUUCUUGGAUUCUCGGCUUAUCUCUGGCCUACUGUAGAUCUCGAGGGAUUGCUCAUAUUAGAAUGGCUAAUUUGAAAAUAUUUGAGAUUGCUCAUAUUAGAAUAGUUGAUUUGAAUUUGAAGAAAUUUGGGAUUGCUCAUAUUAGGUAAAGUUUGGGAUUGCUCAUAUAAGAGGGGUUGCUCAUAUUAUACUGGCUAAUUUUUAAAAAUUUAGGAUUGCUCAUGUUAGUUAAAAUUUGUGAUUGCUCAUAUAAGAAUAGGUGAGUUGAAGAAAUUUAGGAUUGAAUAGCUAGUUUCAAAAAUUAUUUAUUUAUUUAACAAAGUUUGGGAUUGCUCACGUUAGCUAAAUCUUUGGAUUGCUCAUAUUAUACUGGUUAAUUUGAAGAAAUUUUGAAAAAGAGAAAUUGCUCACAUUAGGUUAAAUUUAGAAUUGCUCAUAUCAGAAAGGUUGCUCAUAUUACAAGUUAGUUUUAGACUGACUAAUUUAAAGAAAUUUGGGAUUGCUCAUGUUAGCUAAACUUUGGGAUUGCUCAUAUUACCCUGGCUUAUUUAAAGAAAUUAUGGAUUUUUUUGCAGGUUCUCAAAAACUUUUUGGAUCGCGAAAAAGGCCCCGGAGCUCCACCAGCCGGACCACCAGCUCAACACUUUUGA